AGGACCUCAACAUUCUGUAGUUUGUUUCUUUCACAGCAAAGAAACAUUUCUUUGAACUCCCCACUCUUCCUGUAAUCCUCGUAUACAGAAACGUUUUUGCCAGUCGUAGUUUUGCGUUACUAGUUUCGUUUUGAUUUUGUAACUUCAGAAAUCCCAGGAAGCUCAGAACUUCGCUUAUCCUGAACGGUGAAGGGCGUAUUGCUCCUCUUACGUUCAUUCUGCCUUCUUCUCUCGUGAUUCAUUUUCAUUGUUUGAGUCACCGUUUAGCUACACAUUGUAGAACUUGAACUUCUAUCGACCGCAAGAACAUCCGCAAUCUUGAAACAAGAAAGAUGAUGGAGCACGACAACUUUCACCUGCGCAGCAGUGGCACGUGCCACCAGCGAGCUUUAUCCAUCAUGCCGAGAUCAUUUACUCUGUCCCCCCUUGUGCUCGUCGCGUCAACCCUCCUCCUCCUCCCCCCCACCGAAGCCACUACCAAUACCGGCAACACCCAGUGCCCCUGCAUUUCCCCCGACUUGUCCGCCUGGCAGGACACAACGCAGACCAGCAAAAUCCGUGCCACCGUCGGCGCGAAAACCUAUCUCUACGACCAGACGUACGGGAAAGCGUCUUGCAGCACGUGGGACAGCGACAAACCCCCCGCCUGCGCCUUAUCCGACGGGCAGGCACUGGCGAACCGGCCCGACUGGUGUACGAAGCAGUGGUGCUACGUGGACAACAGCAACUGUGGUGCGGCGUUCGCCCCCGCGGAGUCUUCGUAUUUCAAAACCGCCACCGGCGCCUCCGCAAACCUGCACUACAGCUACCAGACCUGUGGGCAGUCGAACUCAUUUGUUACCUGGGACCAGCAGAACAGCAACGCCGGGAAGAUUUUGGUCACGGUGGAGAACACGUUGAAAACGUUGAAGCGGGAGAUCGAGGCGAAUUACGUGACUUUAACCAGCAUGACUGCGAACCAAACGGCGAGUUGUCAGGACCACUUGGAUUUAUGCAUUGCAAAGCUAUCGUACUAGUAUAAAUUGCAUGACAAAUUUUUCCAGAAGGAAAAAUGGAAUUUGUCAUGCAGACUCAAGUAAAAGACUAGAUCUGUAAUGCAAGGCUGCCAUUUAUACGAGUGCGAUACUUUUGCAGAGGAUAGGACUUGAACCACUGCAACACGUGCGCCAACACACCGGUAAAUACCGGGUGGGUAGGGAGCAGCAGCAAAGUGGAAUUCAGUACGACGGCGGCGUUCAUGUCCGAUUUGACGGACCCGCUCUACAAAUGUCUACAUGACCAGGUAUACUUACAGAUCAUUCGUAUGUUUGUGACGCUGAUUCCGGUUCAUCAGAAGGACUUCCCAUGCGCUAAACAUGCAUGACAAGGUCACGCACACACAUUCUCACCCAACUGCAUCAUUCACCACAGAUCCGCCUGCAAUUUCUGAAAGUGGCUAAUUCCGAAUACGAUAUGGUAAACAAAAACCGCAUUGCCUACCUCUACGCGGGUUUCCAGGAGCAGGGGAAUUACAUUCAGUGGCCGGCCAUGCAGUGGACCCGAAACGGCUACGACCCGCGGUACCGCCCCUGGUACGCCAUGAUUGCCUCCGGCCCGAAAAACAUCAUCAUCGUGAUCGACACCUCGGGAUCCAUGCAGCAGGCGAAUCGGCUGGUACUAGCCAAGGAGGCCGCGAUCAAGGUGCUGGGGACUUUGACCAUAUGGGACUACUUCCUCGUCAUUUCUUUCUCCUCCGACGUGAAGGGAAUGUACGACCACGUGGUACCAGCGACGGAUACAAACAAACAAGCUGCGACGAACUGGAUCAACGCAUUGGCAACGGGGGGAACGACGAAUUUUCGAUCCACUUUGAACAUCGCCUUUAACCGGGCGAAAAGGGCAACGAUCUUCGACGGCACGAGCGAUCCGGAUCGCUGCUUCAGUGCGCAGUGCAAAACCACGGUAUAGUCGAUGAGAAGUAGGUUUUUGGUAUUACUGAUGUGAUGAAGAACAAUCUGCAGCUACAGCUACCACUAACUUGCUAUAACAAGACGUAGACAGAAGCGCCGUAUUCAUCAGAGCCUGUACUGCAAAACUCCCAAAAAGAACAAACAUACGUAUCACUCAACAAACCAGAUCCUGUUCCUCUCCGACGGUAUCCCGGAUGCCUGGGAUCCGAGCUCGGACGGCCAGAACCUUCGCGACCUGAAUCCAGGAACGCAGUUCAAGCUGUUCACCUACGCGCUCUAGGCAUUGCAAAAGUAUCGUACUACUGUAAAUCGCAUGACAAAUUUUCUGAAGAGCAAAAAUGGAGUUUGUCAUGCUGUAAAAGGUAUAAGAAGGAUAUCUGCAAUGCAUGAUUGCGAUUUUUACUCCGAGCCCGAUACUUUUGCACAGCAUACGCUGGGCGUCGGUGCGGACACUUCGGUUCUCUCCCAGCUCGCGUCGGACCACGGGGGAGAAAUGCGGCAAGUUUCCGAUAUUACAAUGAAAAAUGCCCCCACCCCACAUUUGGCAGCAUUUGUAUUGCAAACCUUUCCAAUAGAAACAUUUCGCGACUUGCAUAUCUCAGCAUCAGAAGUUUUCCAUGCUGAGUAGCUCGAACUUGUGUUGCGAAGGGGCCCAACAGCAGCCGGAUCUGUUAUGCACAAGGCACCUUGCGCACCUAGAUUCUGCAUCAGAAAGGCUCGCAGUCCUCUCCUGCAAGACAAAAAGCCUUCACUUGGAAACUUUGCACGACAAACUUUUGGAAAUUCGGGGGUGGGGGCAUUCUUCAUUGUAAUAUCCGACGGGGGGAAUUUAGCGAACACCAUGGCGGACUACUACAAGAAGCUCGGAGACGACCGGGACAUCAACGCGGUCCGGUGGAUGCGCUACACCGAUAUCGUUUCCCAAACUACAUUACUCGCCGGCUGCAUCUCCAUCGACGACCUGCGCACCACAGCGGCCGCGAAGCAGAUGGUCGCCGUGGCGUGCAUGGACGCCAACGUGAUUGCCAGUUUGAACCAAUUAUGGACUGCAAAUAUGUCUGGGUCUGGGAGAUUGCGAGAGUUGUCAUGCUAGUUUGGCAUGACUCUGGGAUCUGUAUUGCGUUGCAGCCAAGAGCUCCUCUUGCCUGUCAUGCAAAGGCGUAAUUUCUCAUGCGGAAUACGCAACACAGAACCAUGAAAAAACUUGUCAUGCUUCCCGGCACAUGACAGUGAGGUUAUUAUUCAGUGAACUGCAUCACACCUUUCCAGACCCAGACAUAUUUGCAUUUGAUACAAAUUAGAAACCCUGGACGGCUACGCGCAGUUCCAACAAGACUACGAAACCAACUCCCGCAUGUUACGCAUUGCAAAACAAAGUAAUCGUACUUGUAUCUAUAAAAUGGCAUUACAGAUUUGCUCAGCAUGACGACUGGAACUUGUCAUGCGGUUUUACCUUAAGGGCAAGAUUUGUCAUGCAUAAUUGCAAUUAGUACGAGUGCGAUACUUUUGCAAUUCAUACAUGUGCGCGAACGGCAACAACCCCUUCCAGGAGAUGACGCUGCUCGGCUGCUCCGUGCAGUGGGAGUCCCUGGUGGUGGCCUAUCAAAUGCGAAAAUGUCUGGGUCUGGAAGAUUGCCAGAUUUGUCAUGCAGGUUUUCCAUAACCCAUGAGGUCUGGUAUGUAGGACAUAGCAUGACAGAUUCUGUGAGAGUUCUAUCAUGCCUAUCCUGCAUGGGAAACUGCCUCUCGAUUAGGUCAAAAGUGGACAGCUUUUGGUAAUCAUGCAACACAGAUUUUUGCAUGCUUCAGAUUUAGCAUGACAAGUUGCAUUCUUCCAGACCCAGACAUUUUUACAUUUGAUAUGGCCAGUCCGGGAACAAACAGCCUGAAAGACGGCUCGGAGGAAGGUACGAAGGAGGAUGAUGGUGAAGCGUUUAUCCUCGUGAUACUAGCGGUCUUGGCGGGAAUCGCGCUGAUCUUUCUGUGCGUGUGCCUCGCAAAGCAGUUCUGCUCGUUCGGGUACGCGGGGUCAAACAGUGGGGGCGCGCGGAUGGCGCCAAAUUUGAUGAACAAGAAUUCCAUGAUGGGGAUGCAGCAGCAGCCAACUGUGAUUUAUGCAACGGAAAAGCACCUUCGUUAGGCGUAAAUCGCAAUAACCAAGAAUACAGGCUUUUUCAGGUGAUUGAAAACUGAAACUUGUAGUCAUGGCGCACUUCUGGUGCUUACAAGUUCGUACGAAAAUGACAGAUCUGUCAUGCCGGAUUGGAUAGCGAUUUGUGGUAAAAACUAACGUAGGAUGCUUUAUUUCCCCAGGAUAAGCCGCACCCGAACAACAUGACCAACACGACGAACAUGUACAACCCAACCGGUCCGUCCGGCUUCGCGCACAACACAAACUCGGUCAGCCCAAGGAGGGGGAGUAGCCGAAGUCCGCGACCACAGGGGACAGUGCCUAUGCAGGGACAGUUCAACCCGAUGCAGUACAAUAACGCGCCGAUGCAGCAAAACGCGCCGAUGCACGGGAUGUCAAAUGAACCAAUGAUCGUGGUGAUGCAGAAUAGAUAGUGGAGGGGGUAGUUGUUGUGGCGGCUAAAAAUCAGAAUCCAGAUUGUUUGGCGGCUUGAAAUAGUUUUCAUAUGUUUUUGAAAUGUACAGUUAAGAAAUUCAGAUUUAUUCAAGGGGCGUUUGGCAGCUCUGUGACAUGCCAAUACUAGUAAAGCAAGUCGUACCUCUGUUGAAGAAGAUUUUAUUGUAUGAUGUGUACCAUAUUAUUCGCGUUGCUACAGCUGUACCAACAUUGUGUCAAGUUUCUUUUUUGAUCCAGGAGGUGGGAUACGGAUCUAAAAUUUUUUCACCACGAAAACUACAUUUACUGCGCUGUAUAUGAAUGAUAGGAGCUGAUCGUCGUGUUGACCCCGUGUGGGCUGUUGAUGUGUUAUUUGGUGGAACGGAGAAUGGACCCACGAUAUAGGUAGGUGAACAACUUACCCGUGACAAAAAUGCACAUUUGUGAACCUCAGCAAAGAGCUCCUCGAGUCUUCUUGCACUGAAGAUGAUAAACGCUGACGCACACUGGCACAGGUCGAUAAACCGAGCCGAGGAGGCUGUGUGUCUCAAUAGCAG
Messenger RNA from Amoebophrya sp. A120, 5072 nucleotides. The record is from the annotation of a GenBank genome assembly. NCBI's taxonomy places the organism in Eukaryota, Dinophyceae, Syndiniales, Amoebophryaceae.